UCUCGAGGCUGAGCUUUGCAGCCGAUUGCUGCAAUAAACGCGUGUCCUGGGCCUGGACUGCAAUAAUACGUCACCCUGCACACUGUGCGCGGCCACUCCUUGAUCGGUGGCAUCGCUGCGAUUGGCAAAACCGCUCUGACGCAUCGAGGCUGCUGAAUCACUGUGCAGCACACGCGUAAGCGAUGCUCCACACGACGACCCGCCUCACGCGGCGCGCCAUCGCCGCGGCGCCGCGGCCAAACAACACGCGGCGCGCCUUCGCCGCAUCCCCCAAACCAACCAACGCGAUGCGCGGCCCGAUCGGCUGGGGCGCGCUCGCCGUCACCGGCGCCGCCGGCUGUGGACUAGCGUACUACUACGAGGUCGAGAAGACGCGGCGCCAGGAGCAGGCGGCCAAAAAGCAAACGACCUACGGUAAGCCGUCGCUCGGAGGCCCCUGGACGUUGGUCGACGCGAAAACAAAUAAACCGGUCACGGACGCGUCCUUCCACGGCUCGUAUGUGUUGCUCUACUUCGGCUUCUCGCGGUGCCCGGACAUCUGCCCGUCGGAGCUCCUGAAGGUGCAGAAGGUGCUGCGGUUGUUGGGGGACGAGGCGCCCACACCAUUAUUUGUGUCGUUGGAUCCGCGGCGCGACUCGCUGAGGCAACUACGGGCGUACGGGAAGGAUUUCGAUGAGCGCGUGCGGUUCCUGGUGGGGACGCCGGCGCAGUGCAAGGCGGCCGCGAAGGCGUACCGCGUCUACAGUAGUAUUGGGGCGGUCGACGACGAGGACUCCGACGACUAUCUCAUCGACCACUCUAUUGUUCUAUACCUCGUGGGCCCCGACGGCAAGUUCCUGGACUUCUUCACGCAGGCGACGCCGGCCGACGCGAUCGCCGCGAAGAUCCGGGAGCACCGCGCCUCGUAAGUUAGUAUGUUCUGU
Messenger RNA from Pelagomonas calceolata, 923 nucleotides. Lineage: Eukaryota; Pelagophyceae; Pelagomonadales; Pelagomonadaceae. The record is from the annotation of a GenBank genome assembly.